UGAAAUUGUCUCUGUGGGAAUGGAAAGAAGCCAAACAAGUUAUGGGUGAGUUGAUCUUGAUUUAGCUAUGUUCCUUUGAGGUACAAAGCUAAGAUGAGAUUGAAUCAGAGCAACUUCGCUUUGCUUUAGUUGGACUUUAUUCUUUACCAAUUGAAAUUGUGAAAUUGUUGUUUUGACACAAAAGAUAUUGUUAUCGGCAUGAGAUUCCUUUGAAGUCACAACAUUUCUACCAUGCUUUGAUUUAAUCGUCAAAACAUCACACUCUGUUGAGUUUGAAGUCAAUAUUUAUAACGUCUAUGCAGGAGUCAUUAAUUAAACUUCUAAACACGACCCUUACACGUUCGAAUUCGAAAGACAUAUCUUUUGGAACCAUUUGUUGUGAAGCCCAAACUUAGUUCAAUGGGUUCUUUAUUAUGCUGCAGGUGAUAAAUAUAAUUUACUUUCUCAUUCGAACGUAUUGCAAUGAGUCCAAGAGCAAUCGAACUAUUCUAGUACUGACUAGAGUGCAGUUGUCAUGGAGAUGUACCUUAAUUAAGUUUGACCUUAUGGGCCUUUCCGCACAAGCGACAAAGUUGUUUACUUAGGAAGAGUUUCAGUCAUCACCAAAAUUAUACAAGCACAAAUGGUUUGUCGUGACUUAACGAAUUUUGGUCAAAGCAGACAAAUCUUCAAAUGCACCGUGGACAAAAUUUGUCCCAGGUAAAAAUUUGGCGAAAUAGAAUAAAUACCGGUAACCAAAACCAUGAUAAACUUGUCAAUCACUUGUUGUAUAAGCUAUAACAAGUGUGUAAUUGAACUGAAAUCAGUUUACUUGGAAGGCAAAAAUUGUCUUUUGCUGCAAAACUCAAGGAUUCUAGAAUUUUAAAAUGACUUAGGAUAAAUCCUGGAAGUUGGAGGUGGAAUCCUUUGGCAACUAUGUUGGCCGUUCUUAUGAACAGAUCAGGUGCUGAUGGAAUUUGACACCUUUGAAAUUUUUAAUGGGCAUGCAACAGACGAAACAAAAAUUUGUCCUCUGAUUUUGUUGGGACAAUUCUAGUUUAAUUCCCCAACGAGGAAAGGUCCUAAAUCCCCAAAUGAGAUGGACAUGCAUUUAUAACUUUAUAAUUUUUGAGGCUACAAUGUAGACAGUGAAUUUCUCAGCUUUCAACUCUGCUAGAGACCAAGCAAAGACUCUAGCAGGAUUGAAAGCUCAGAAAUUUACAGUUUAUGGUUAUUGCAAUGAUGUCAAAAUCUUAAAAAGUUUGCAUGGAUAAGAACCUUACACAAUGACUUAAGCUACUAUUGAUGUAUGUUGUUUCUCCUCAUAAUUUCAAUAUAUCAUCAUCACAAGUGAUAAGAGUGCAGGACUUCUCAUCUGCUUCGUAACAACUAACUGACUAGCAAAUUCUCCUGUCAAAUGAAUGAGGAGAUUACUUUAUGUUACAGAUAAAUUGGAGAAUUACAUCUCAGUUGUUGAGUGUUAUAGGAUUAAAUAGUGUGCUACUGGUGCUAACUAUUCCACACCUAUAGAGCCAAUCUUGGUUUCUGCAACCUGCUGCUUCUUAGAGAAACCCCUACAACCCCAUCCCCCACCCCUCCCCCCGUGAUCUCAUCAGGAGUCUUCCCUUCUUCAAGGGUAUUAGGAUCUGCCUUAGAUUCUUCCAAGUGAGAAUAAAAUGAAAUAAAAUUAUGUUUUCUGAAGUCUUACAACACAUGAAAAAAAACUAACAGAGUUGAAAUACUAUUGUACCAGCUGAAUAUGUGAACUUGCAAGAAAAUGUAAUGGUUUUCUUAAGCAGGGUUCAAAUUUAUUUUUAGUUGAAAUCUGCAGAUCCAAAAUUGCUUGUUGCUGGUCAAUCCAAUAUUGAUACAUAUUUCAAAAGACUUUCAGGCUGGAGACCUAGAGAAUGAAAACACAACACAACAGCCCUUCUAAGAGGGGGAAUGCGAAAAUAAUCUGGGACCAUUUGGCCCAAUGAUACUGUGAAGUUUUCCCUCUAAACCCUUGGCAAGAGUUUUGAAUAUGCUUACUGCUUGCUAAUCAGUUAAGUUUCUAAAAUGGUCUAUUUUACAUUCUGAAUUAUUUUUCUCUAUAUAUUCAGAUAACCAUGGUGUAGCACAGCUCUACAGACGGAUCAUCUCACCCUCAAUUAAGGUACACAAUGAAGAGUGGCAAAAACAGACCCAUUAUCGACAUACAAACUACAAAAGCCAGACACCAGUCAGCAGGCUUAAGAUGGCAAGUCCUGUGCACAGUGUGGCGUCGGCUCCUGGACUCCUAGAAGCCUCAGAUCUUGCACUUCAGGUACACUAUGCAGUAGAGUAAAGAUAAAAUUGUGGGAUUGUAACUAAUACCCCAUUCACACCAGCAAAACAUGUUUUGUUAAACUGGUUUUCAUUGAAUGAAAAUUAUAAACAGAGAACUGAAAAACUUGAUUUUCCAUUGGAUUCAAGUACUUGCUAACUUGCAUUUCCAAUGUGCUACAUUCAAGUCAAAAAUAUUCGGUUAAAUAGUUUCUAUGAAGAAAAAAAAAAUUAAACUGUGUUUAACAAAACAACUUUUAAACAUGUUUAAGCUUUGGUGUGAAUGGGGCAUAAGAGAGCAAUAAACUAAUGUAGGGUGUGUGGGUGUACCCCCUUCUUAAUUAAGAAAAUGGGAUGAUUCAGUGCUCAAGCAGCAAAUGUUUUGCUCACCAUGGGGAGUAGAAAAAAUAUUAGUGACUAAAUGUGCUCUGAAAGUUGCUAAUUUGACACUCUGUGUUCAAUACCUCCUAAUUUGCAUAGUUAGUAAGGUGCUUGAUUCACACUGGGCAAGAUUUCAUCUGCUCACUUGCAUCUGCUCUCUGCUCCUCUGUCUUUAAAGUAGAAGUGUUAGCUCCUUAACCCUUUAUAAGAGCUGGCCUGUUAAAAAAGUUCUAUGGAUAUUACAUGUGUGUAGUUUUACUGUGAAUUCAGAAAUACCUUACAAUGAUAUCAUGUAGUUUCUGUUGUUUCUGUGUGUUGCUGCUCAAAAAUUUGAUGCCCCUAUGUAUUUUUUCCAAGUGAAUUUUCAGGGGCUAGGGUGGUGCAUGAGUUAUACAAUUCAAGUAGGCUUUCAGUGAUACCUUUAAUUUUAUUCUGCAGCCUUCGCAUGAUAAUAAUUCCACUGAAACUGAAAAGUCUUCAACAAGGAGUGAACAUGCAGGAUAUCAGUUUCAGUAAGUUAAUAAAGUAAUAAAUUUGCUUCCCCAGUUAUCUUAACUUUAUCCUAACAUAUUAUCAUUUUUCACUAUUUCAAAACUCAUUUAUGGUUUUUAAUAUUAUCAAUUAUUAUAGCUAAUAUUUAAUGUUUUACGUGAGUCUUGAAACUGGGUCGAGAACUUACAUGCAGAUCAAGUUGAGGCUUACUGAUAAACUUCUCAAGAAACAUUGAUUUGUUCUAUUAGAGACAGUUUUCUUUUGAGGUAUCCUUUGUUUGAAUCAACCUUUGUUUUCUGUUAUUACAACUUCCUACCAAAAUGUCUUUAGUGGUGUGGUAGCACUUGGGAAAAAAGAGUGGUUCAAACACUCAAGAUUUGUCUUAAAGUUUAACAUUAUUUUCUGGAAUCUUUUUCACUCCCAGGCCAACUGUGAAGUUUAAGACUACCUCUCUUCCUGGUAUGCCACUGAGUCGCAAAUACUCACCCUCUCCCAGUGGAACCACAAAAUCAGUUCCUAUCUCCUACAGCAAUCAUAUGGUAUGUCAGAUAUUGCAGUCAUGAUUGUCUGUCAAAGAGUUGUCACCUCAAUUGAAUUAUCUUAAUAUAAUUAUACAUAAACCAAAUUUAUAGGAGGAAAAGUGCAGUAGAAUCUAGGGAGAAGAGCAAAUCAGAUCUCAGCUGUAAAAUAAAUUAAGUGACAAAAAUCAACUAAUGUCAAUAAUUUUUAAAAGAUGAAAAAAUGUAUUAUUUCAUGAAAAUUUAAUUUAAUUUUUCUUGAUUCUCACUCAGGGUUCUGUCCCAUCAAGAUAUUGGGCCAAUGAAAAGUAUGUCAAGCUGACAUUAUUUGAUGCUUUUUAAUUUCUUUACUUUUAACUAAUUGAUCACAACUUCUUGAUUGUUUUCAUUAUCUUUUCUUCAUUGAAUGAAAAAAGUUGGUGUUAGUAUAGUCACAUUGUCUUUAGUUAACGGGUAAUUCAUGUGAGACAAGCAAGUUUUAAGAAUAUUUCCAUUUGAUUAACAGUCCAAGAAUAUUAUACAGCAGACAAAGAGACAGAUUAAAGGUAGAGGAACAAGCCAGAGAGCACUGCCGCAGAUUGAAACGAACAUCAGAGGUAACAUUCAAAAAGCAGUUUUUGAUUUGGAGAGAGGCAAAAUGCUAUCACCAUUUACUGUGUUUUGAUGUCUCAAGUUUUUUUUCUAUUUGAGAGAAAUUUGGUACUGCAAAAAAAAUUUUGAAAACUCCUGGGUGAUAAUAAAUAUGCUUUCAAAGUGGUGUUUUCAGGUAUUUUCUUUUUGAUUACAUUAAAAGACAGGGGCUCUGUAUUCAUCGGACAUGAGGGAAUUCUCAGACUACAAUGCAGAAUUCAGCCUAAAUAAUUAAAUUUCAGUAUUUACUUUCAUUGUCAUUUAGAGAUAGCUGUGGAGUGCAUACUCUUAUUAUUUGACAUUACUUUUCACAACAAAAAAACCUGGAAAACAUAGUCAACUAAAAUAGAACAUCAAUAGUGUAUUAUUUUCAAGUAAAUUUUGAGCAUUUGUAAUGAACUCUUUUUGUAGAUUCGGCACCAUAGAGUUGAUAAACAGUAUUACAUGGCUGGAACCAAAAUCCCAUUGCAAGGAAGGUGAGAAGAUCUCCUCAACCCAUAGUUUUCUUUGCACCUGUUGUUUGUUCUUGUCAUGCAGCACAUUGGUGGAAAAAAGCAGGUUGCAUGAUGAGACCAAACAACAGCUGUGAAGGAGACUUCCCUACCCAUUAUUGGUGAAAAUUGCCUGUCUGAUACUUUUGCCUGUUAUAUGUCACUGCAAUCAUAUUGUACAGUUUCAUUUGGAAACCAAAGCUGGUAGAUAAUUUUAAAGUUUCCUGAAGUUAUUUAGCUCCAAAUGUUUGGAAUAUGUGAUUUAUUUUCAAAGGUGACAAAUUUGUAAAUAGUCAUAUUGUCAACUGAAAGAAUUGCUUUGAAGGAAUCAGUUUCUUAAAAAUGUGGCUUUAACUAUCAUUAGUUACUGAAAUCUAAAAAUAUAGCUGCUGCUUUUAAACAGAUCCCUUAGCCCUUUACACCCUAGCAUCAAUAUGAAUUUUCUCCACACUGCUCUCGAUACAUUUCCUAAGGUUCUCACAAGAAGAAUUUGUUUAACAAUCAAGAGUUUCUUAAGUUAGUGAUAAUUUUCUCCAUUCUUGUGACCUUUAUGUGUGAUUCAGCGGUGAUAUUCUAGGGAGAAAUUAGAUGCUGGUCACUCUCAUGACAGGGAGACAAAAUGUUUAAUUUGAGUGAAGUACCAUUAUUGAUUUGCUCCAGGUAUGACGUAGACAACACUGAUCUGUUAAGGUUGAGGCUUCUUGCACAGCAGAAACAACUUACAGACUACAAUGCUGCCAAAGAUGCAAAGUUAGUGAUAGAGUAAUAAGAGUAAUGUGCUACAUGCUUUAAUACCAAAUAAAUUGCAGUUAGUAAAGUAUUAGUAUGUAUAAACUAAAACUUAUUGUGAUCUUUGUGUUGAUAAGGCUGUCAAAAGCAAUCUGAAACUUGAGAGCAAGGAAUUUUACUAGCCCCAUGAAAGGGAAGUUUCACCAAAGCUACUUUCUGACCCAGAACACUCCUCUGUUGUAGCACAUAUACUAAAUGUUUUGACAAAUGGAGAUAACGUGACAGAAUAGAACAAAAUACCCAAUGGAUAUUGCGACUUUUUCCUAUAUUUAUUCAAAAACAGUUUUCCGAACAGCAGUCCUCGAGACAGUCCUAGUGGCCAGUUGAGUACUCCUGUACCAGGUAGUGGAGUCAGGGAUCCCACCUCUGUGGUAAGCUUUGAAUAACCUACGUUCCUCUUGAAAUAGAAUCAAGGCGGAUUGCUCUGAAUUAACCAAAACGUUUUUAAGUUUGUUUCUUGUGAACUGUUUAAAUAUGGCCAUGGUAGAAAGUCAAUAAGUAAAUUAUCGCUAAAAUAGGAUUUUCGUUUUGGCCAACAAGCGCGGAUCUGAAGACAAGCCUAAUUGCCUUACUGCAGUGUUACUUUCCACCUUGUGUGAAAAAAGAUGAAAAUUAACUAUGUGCUUGUAUCCUAAGGGUGAUAUCUACAUGAGGAAAAAAGCUUGUUUCGCAGGUUUUUCUUAGGGUAUACAACGAAAAUGUUUUUUACUUGACAAGUGCACUCUUGCACUGAAAUGCAUGCUGAUAAUAAAUUGUAAACAUAGUUUGACAAUAAACAAUUUCUCUUCUUCAUCUUGUGUGUCAAGGCCCUAUCGUCUGCCAGCGAUAUCGAGAACCCAGACCAUGAUGGAAAAUGGGCUGAAGAGGAAUCAGAUGAGAGUUCCGUGGAUGAAUUUGACAGUAUAUCCAACAAAGGAGGCAGACGAGAAGAAUUUGAAGCACGUAAAGCUCUCGCUAUCGAAGGCAGAAAAGCGCAAGAGAAACUGGAUUCAGUGGGAGAAAGACUAACAAAGAGUAGCGACGGAAUAGAGAGUAAAAAGACACCUUCUGCAAAGACAAAGGCAAGUUCUUCUGCAAAGACCGCCAAAAAGGGAAAAAUAAGAUUUAAGGAGGAUGAAAGAACGGCUAGUAAUCAAAAAGCGAGUAAGGAUCGCGAAAGAAAGAAAAUUGAAAAGAAAGGACAGGAAGAUGGUAAUGGAGCGGAGAAGAAAGAAGAAGCAACUGGCGAUGGUGUUGAAGCGAAAGAGGAAAAGAGGAAUAAAUAUUUAGAUGAAUGGCUUGGGAUAAAGAAGGAAGUAGAGGAUACUCGUUACCAGCCUGGAAAACCUCCACCAAACAGGUUAGUAUGGACACCAUUAUGAAGAUGAAAAACAUGAAAACACCAAAUACCCCCCCCCCAAAAAAAAAAAACAAAACAAAACAAAACAUCACAUAAACCAAAAGCAAGAAAACACAACGACAAUUUUAAAUUAUUUGUUUUACCAUUGGCGUUAUUUGUUUAUUUUAGACAAUUCAGUAACCUAAUUAACAAAUCGAAAGUGGUUAGGCGUGGUCUGUACUCUUAUUGACAACGGCAAAUCGGCCAAUCAGAUUGAGACAUUACUGCCGAUUGUGGUAAAAAAACAAAAUAGAAAGGUCGUAGGAAUGGUCCAUAGAAGAGUCGAAGACCCCUUAACAAGAACAGGCCACCAUCGACUUUUAAUCACAUCCCGUCAGCGUCACAGUUAUUCCCUAUCAAGAAUCUUUAACAUGGACGAGACACCGAUGCGGUUCCAGUCGCACUCUCGAAUUCGAAUUAAAAGUUUAUAACCAAUGAUUGCAUAUUGUGUUUCUUUACUUUAGCUCGGCUUAUAAGUAAAUACAUCCCGAUUUAGUAGAGUUUCCAUGUGCUGGAAAAAUUUUUUUCAAAAACUUUCGGCUAUAAGUCGAGAUCCCCUCUAGAGCCCAAAUUUUAAUUCACUUCAGUUUUAAUUUGUGUAAAAAAUCGCUCGGCUUAUAGUCGAAUAAAUACGGUAUGUAAAAUUAGUAGGCCGUACCAAUGAAUGAAACAAAUUAUUCAGAGGAAACAAGGGUAAAAAUCUGAAUUGCAUGCAAAGCAGUUAGCUGUAUUUACAAGCUUGGCUAAGGAGCCAAAGUGUUGCACAGAGUUUCCUUUUAAUCCUUUUACAUGUCAUUUGUAGAACUUUAUACCACAUAAGCCAUACAGUAUCCACAGGAAAACGAAAUUUCUUCCCAAGCAUUCUAUUUAUUCUUGAGAUAUUCCACCGGCAAUUGUAAUAGUGAUGCUUGAAGGAAGGACACUUCAUAGGGCAUAGUGCUAACAUGGCACCAUUUAUCCUCUUGGACAUCAUAGCUCUCUACAGAGUUUAGUUUAUUCUGUUUGCUGCCAUCAUCUCCUCCAAACAGAUAUACACAAUUUCCCACACUGACUAUGCCGCAUGCAGCACGGGGUACAGUAGGACUAGAAACUAGGCUCCACUGAUUCAAGCUUCUGUCAAAUAUUUCGCAGCUUGUUUCAAUAGUGUCAUAGUUCAUAUCACUGAAUCCUCCUACGACAAGUAUUUUCCUUCCUGUUAUGACGGCUGCAGCAGCAAGUCUCCUUGCAUUCAACAUGUCUGGAGCUGAUACCCAUUGAUCAAUCGCUGGAUUGUAGCACUCCACAUUCCUUAGGCAAGAAUUGCCGUCAGAUCCAGCAAUGACAUAGAUGCGAUUCUUGAUGGGCAACAAUUGUCGGAGACUUUGAUUCGUGCGUGACACAUGUCAGAUGAUGAGUGUGAACAUUAUGGACAUUGAUCAGUUUACAUAAUCAACGCAACCUUAAAUGACCUUUUAAAUCAGUACUUGGCAACAACCAAUCACAAUGUAGAGAAUAUCGUAUAAGAGAGUGAUUUCUUACAAAUUUUGCAGAGUAGCUUUUUACACAUCCAGUGUAAAUAAGCGAAUACGAGAGUGGAAUAAAACAGUUUGAUUGAGUCUCGUUCGUUAGAAUUCUAUCCCUAGUAAACAGGACAAAGUUUACAAAACAAUGUGAACACACCUUUUUUUCCACGCCAGAAUUCGGGCACCGUGCCUGAGUAAGAUUGGCAAUAUAACUUAUAUGUUCCAUUAAUGUCCGUUUGAUAAUGAUUAGUUAGAACUCGAUCGAUCGAAUCGAACUCUCAGAGAGGAGAGAAAAGAAUUAUUUGUUAUUCGUUUUUAUUGAUAUAUCUGAUUGUUAAUAAUCUUUGGUACAUGUUAGUCACGUCCGAGAGUUAAAGGGUUACUUUCCAAAAACUGUUUUCUUUCUCACCAGGAUUUUUAUGUCAUCCAAGACUGGGGGAACUAAAAAGGCCAGUGGAAAAUUCUCUUCGUAAGUUAUCAAUACCUUUAAGGAAGUUCUCUUUCUACUUGAAAAAUGUGGGCGCGUUUUGUUAGUUGCUCUGUAAUCUCCAAUGUUCCUUGCAUAGGAACCGUGGUAAUUCCAAAUUAAUACCAAGAUUUGUCUGAGUGAUCAUCUUUUCUCGAAGACUGGAUUGCUGUUGCGUUUACAUUGCAGGACAUUUUUGACCGAAAUCACAGAGUCAGAGGCAGCUGAAGACGAUGCAUUUCUUACACCCGUAAGUGAUAUUUACUUUGUAGUUCUGGUCUAUGUCUAAAAAAACAGGGUCAUCUUGAUUCAUCUUAACAACCAUCGUUCAAGAGUUUCACAAUUUCGAUUAUUCAGCGUCAAUCAGCAGACAUCUCUGCGAGGUUUUGGUUUUUAGAUUUUGAAAUUGAGCUAUUAUCUCCUUUUGUUUUGUGUUCCCGCUUAAUUCUGUUUAGCUCCUGUAAACAGUGAUUUGAACUUUCUACGCAAGCUACUAUUCUCGUAGAUGACCUUUUGCAUUCGCAUUGAUAUUUCGACAGACAUGCGGAAGGACUCAUAGAAAGACAGACAAUCAGACGGACAGACAGACAGAGAGACAAUCAGAAAGACAAACAGAACGGCAGAUAAACAGAUAGAAAGACAGAUAGACAGACAGGCAGAUAAACAAACAGAGUCAGACAGACAGACAGGCAGAUAAACAAACAGGAAGUCAGACAGACAGUCAGAAAGACUGACAAACAGACAGAAAGACAGACAGACAGACAGACAAACAAAUAGACAGACAAAGAGACAAACCCAUAGGCUGACAAACAGACAGAAAGUCAGACAGACAGAGAGACAGACACGCAGACAGAAAGACACAGUCAGAAAGACAGACAGAAAGUCAGACACACAGACAGGCAGGCAGGUAGACAAACAAACAAACGCAAAGUCAGACAGACAGACAGUCCGAAAGACUGACAGACAGGCAGACAAACAGACAAACAGAAAGACAUACGGACAGGAAAAUGGACAGACAGACAGACAGACAGAAAGAAAGACAUACAGACAGACAGACAGAAAGAAAGACAUACAGACAGACAGAAAGAAAGACAUACAGACAGAUAGAGACACAGACCCUCUGGCAGUCAAACAGACAGAAAGUCAGACAGACAGAGAGAGGGACAGACAUACAGACAGAAAGAAAUACAGACAGAAAAACAGACAGACAGAAAGACAUAAAGACAGAUAGACGGAGAGACAGAAAUUAAAUGACUGAUUGAUAAAAUUAUUUACACGUUCAUAUUUGUUUAUAUUUGUUAGGAUGUCCGUUAUGGAAUAAUCAACGAUAAACAAAAGCAUGUGUUUGGAACACUGUUUGACGAAGUCGACAAAGACAAAAAUGGAAGCGUCACGCUCCAAGAACUUAAGCUGCGUAUGCAGCCAGCUGUCACAAAACAUGAUAUCAAACACUUUGUAAAGGUACACGUACUGUAAACGUACUAUUAAAUAUCAGUCGACAAUGGAUUUAUCUGCGCACGGGCACGUAUAAUUAUAAAGUUUGAUUUUAUGCGGUCGAUUAGCUUUCGAAUUUUUCAUCUUUCCCAUUUUUGUUUUGUUCUGCUCACUUGUCAUCAAGGUAGAUUUUUUAAGCAGUUUACUCUGAAGGAAGGAUUGAAAAUAAAAAACGAGAGUCUAUAGAACGUAAGUUACGAAUUACACCAAUUCCGAUUUUAAUCCACUUGUUUUACUUGAUUUACCUGCAAGGUGUUUGACUUAAACAAAGACGAGACUGUAGAUAAAAGAGAAUUUACAGCCAUCUGCGCCUUGAACGACCGCAUAAAUGGAGUCAGGUAAAUUGUUUGUUUUUUACUCUGUUUUAUUGCUUACUUCAUAACUUCAAACCUUUGGAGCAAUAUUCAAUCCGGUGUCGAAAAACCACUGAAAAGUAACGUUUUUUACAGUGACCAAUUAAAACAAAGGUAAACGUCUCGAUAGCCAAUGGGAACUCAGAGCUUGUAGCGCGGGAAAACGCGAGUGACGAAGUCGCGAAUUGUUUGAGUUUGUCAUCCGAUUGGUUAAGAGCUCGAUGGUGGCUCGAGUUUUCUAGACCAAUCACAGAGCAAAGUAAAGUAAAACUAUACAAAGCGGCGUGUAUUGAUUUAUCACUCAACUGAAGAAAAUGUUCUAUUUAUCGUUUCCUCAUCAGACAAAACUUUUCCCUUUUUUUUCUUUUUUGCAGGACUGAAUCAGAAGACGCAUCUUUGGCCUUGGACCUGGAAAAUUUGGCUCAACAUAUUGUUAUAUUCAAGGUAAAUAAAGUGAUGUCUUUUCAGGGGUUUGCAAAGUCACCCUGAGGUUCUCCGAGGGCCAUACAUGUACCUUAAAAUUAAAAGAAGUGAAAAGGCUAAAACAGCACAUUUUCAGAUUAUGACUAGUGAAUCCCUGUAAAAUGUUUCUGUGUUUUCUCUUUAUUCAAGAAAUGCUCAUUUUUAGCGGUUGAAAAAGGUCGAAACUAGUGUUUCUUCGAUUGGCGUGCAUUUGAAAGAAAUAGUACAGAGUUUCUUUUUUAUAAUUUUACGAUUUGACAUGUCAGGGAUUGAAGUCUGAAGCCUUAAAUUUUUUUCUUGUUGUUAUCAUGGCUCUAUCAAUCGAGCGACUUUAACUCGUUUCUAUAAGUAAUCAUUUGUUUUUUUCUGAAGGAAAUGUUCAAAACCAUCGAUGAAGAUGACGAUAACAGGGUGGAUGCUGGCGAACUUCUGGUCAUGGUCUCUGCCGCCAUGGAAACAGAAAUAGGGGCGGACCUUCAGACAGCCAAAGAGGUGCUUGAAGGAGCACGUGACGAGUUUGGUAAGUCCGCGCAAAGAACUUGAUACAUGCAAGGCUAGGGUUAGGGUUAGAGACUGGAUUAUGUAAUAAAAUAUAUGCUUACUGUUCAUCGUGGGAUUGUGUUGUUUGAUUAUACAACACAACAGCCGAUUUAUGGGUAUCCACGAUCAAACAACACAACAGCCGAUUUAUGAGGACCGAUGAGGGAACACCAUGUAAUAACCGGAAUAAUAAUGAGGAUCGAAAUGCACUAAUAACAGCAUACCAACGUGCUACAAAUAGUGAGACGUAAACAAUCGACCUCAUCGCCUGAUGAAGACCAGCAGUAUUGCAGUCGAAACGUCGCGAUCUACAUCAAAAGUGACUCUAUCGUGAGACAAACGAACAAAGUUCAUCUCCUAGACUGGAUUAUCUCUUGUAAAAUGUAAAAUUCUUAAAAGGAGCCUCUCGCACUGUGGUCCCCUUCAAUUUUGAACUGCAAAAAAAGCCUUAUUAAUAAUCCCCUUUAAGAAUCCAGUUAUCUUUUUUCAUUAUUUGUUUGUUUGUUUUUUUGUUUGUUUGUUUGUUUUUUUUUUGAGCUAUGGACAUUUCUGGUGGUUAGGGGCGGUCAGUAUUUAUCGCGGGGGAGGUAUGAGGUUUAGAGGAUUUGGUUGCGUCACGUUAAAAUUUAGUUGAUCCCCCCUAUAAGGCUAUUUAAUAGUCUUGUGACCUCCCUCCCCCCCUCCCCCCUCCCCCCUAUAUGGCUAUGUAAUAUUCUCGUGACCUUCCCCCCCUCCCCUCAUUGGCAGUUAAUUGGCAUUCGGUUUUCGGUAUUCCCCCUACAUACUCUGUUCGUGAAAACCAUGUGAUUGUGAUUCUCCCCUAAAAUCCUCCCCCCCUCACCUCAGGCGAAAAAUAAAGACUAGUCCCUCAAUUAAUGUGCAGAUAUUUACGUUAAGUGUCUUACUUCAAGUUAAUGCUUCAAAAGAAUUUCUUUCCUACGCUCGUUUUUUUUAAGGGAAACAACCAAAACAAGUUUCAACAAAUUUUUUUGCUUAUGAAAGUUAUAACACUCGAUUUCCUUGUAUUUGCAGGAUUUAUUGACUUUAUCGGUUUUAUGUCGUACAUACCAUUCUUUGCUAAGCUUCUAAGAACCAUACUGGAAAACCCUCUGUCUAUUGCUGAACUAGAGCGGGCACGAGAACGAGUCAAACAGCACGACCUCACUUUCAAACCCAAGAAAAAAGCAAAAGAACCAAAGAGUUGGGAAGUGUACUAGAAAGUCUAUUUCCCGCCUUCAUCCACAUCCAAAGCCUGGGAGCAAGCUUUCAUUAGAAGCGAUUCAGCGCGGGCGUUGCUUUGCCCGCCGAAAAGUAUAGAGGCAACGCCAGCCGGCGAAAGGACUGAAUCGGAUCUCGCACUGAUCAUUAUUAGUACCAUAGCUCUCAACAAACCUCUCCCCAAUUCGUCUUUAACCUUCCGCGGCUGCGGCUGCGGGUGCUUCCUGCCGCGCUCAAAAUAAAGGCCUGAUCGUAUGUUACUGUAUCGGUGACAAGGAUGACAGAUUGUUGAAAUUAAGUUUUAGAUUGCAUGAGUACUCAUCGUUCACAAUGGCGGGCUUCAUCAUCGCUCUUUUAUGUUCAUAAAAUUCUGCUUUCCUGGCCUCGCUUUCCGGUAAAAAUUCAAUUGUUUUAAAACUUGUUAUCGAAGCUAGGAAGAAUAUAAGGAAUAGCCAUCGGGUUGGCCAAUUAUGAAGAAUGUCCAUGUAUGGAGAGUGUUCAUUUGACUUGUGUUUUAGGUUACGGAAACCCAAACGGGUGCAAGUAAGAGAAUCGAGAUUAGGCUUCUCAUCACAAUUGUACCCAAGCAGAGGCAAAUUUCCUCUAUCGAAAUAUUCUGUAAUACUCAACCCGAUGGUGUUCUUUUGAAUAUGGUUGAUAUUUUUUAUAUUAGGUUUUAAUACAACAAUGAUACAACAUGGCUUCAAAUUUGAGAUGUAUUUACAUAUUUUUAAUAAAUAUUUUUAAUCAGAGCAAAUAUUUCAUAGCAGUUUUUAUUUCAUUCAUGUUUUUCCAGGUCAGUUUGCAAAAGUCAGGCAUUUUUUGAUAUUGGUGACUGGGACCACUUUAUUAUUCUCUGCGGCUUGAUAAUAAAAUAUACCAAUUACGUAAAGAUUAUAUUUGUAAUAAUAAUAAUAAUAAUAAUUAUUAUAAUUAUUAUUAUUAUUAUUAUUAUUAUUAUAAUUCUAAUUUAAACAACCUUGGAUCAAAAAUCUUGGAAAAAGAUCAUACACGCUUUUAUUGCAUGUAAAUUUUGUUUUUUGUUGGUUUGUUUUCUUUCAGUUGUUUGUUUGCUCUUAAGUAAUCGUGUUUUUUAUUUCAAAAAGAUAAAUUGUUCUAAAUUAUCGAUGACGUCGUAUGCGCUUUAACCCUUUAACUCCCAUGAGUAACCAAGACAGAAUUUCUCCUUGCGAUAUCAAUACAACAUCAACCAGAUAAGCGAUGAGAAUAAAGAAAAAUAUCAAUUUGGGGAUAAUUAGUUCAUCUAAUAAUAAAUUCUCUGAACUUACAUUAUAAUAAUUGUAUUGUUGACAGUAAGGAGAUUGACAAAUUUGAUCUGGGAGUUAAAGUGACGAUUUAUCGACAAAGAGUAGUCGUGUACAUAGGUUUUAAUGACUGUAGGAGUAUAUGUUGUACGAAGUAGAUAUUAAAUAUCUUUAUUCUAAUUGUUUUUUAUUUUUCUGUCCUAAAUGAAGGCAUUUAUUGCGAUAUCCGAGC
Molecule: messenger RNA, 14494 nt
Organism: Pocillopora meandrina
Lineage: Eukaryota; Metazoa; Cnidaria; Anthozoa; Scleractinia; Pocilloporidae
Source: the annotation of a GenBank genome assembly